This is a messenger RNA of Botrytis byssoidea, 1242 nucleotides long. RefSeq lists its product as uncharacterized. Bases 1 to 1242 code for a protein of 413 amino acids. The record is from RefSeq and is a predicted model, not a curated record. NCBI's taxonomy places the organism in Eukaryota, Fungi, Ascomycota, Leotiomycetes, Helotiales, Sclerotiniaceae. The transcript is spliced from 2 exons.
AUGUUACCCAGUAAUCUAGCUGGAAGCUAUCGACGCUACAAGGAAGAUACCAAUGUAUUUGCAACAUGGUUGUUGAAUGCUGCGGAGACUUGUGGAUACAAUCCCGGGGACGAUAACGAAACUCCCAAGCCGCAGUUAGCGCAACCAAGCACUAGACUCAAGGGAAAGGCAAGAAAAGAAGCAAAGAAAGCUGCAAUCGAUUCGACACCAAUUCUACAAACUAAGUAUAUCUCAACGAAAGAGAUGUUGCUGCAAGCAGAAAUUAUUGCAAAACACAAGAAGCCGCCCGUGGAAAUGCCAAAGAAUAUUCGGAACACCUUGGAGCGUGCGAUAAGGGCACGAACACGCUGUGCCAGUUGGUUUCGUAACACCAAGACGGACCAGCACGCCGAUAAGUCCAACCGCACACAUGCGUAUUUCAUCUCAAUACUUGAGAAGGCACUUGCUACACUCAAUCCUUGUACUAGAAAAGAGAAAGUAACUGGCUCUAGUUCCGAUUCUCAAAUACGAGGCAGCAGCGCAGCUCAUAGCACAAACAUUUAUGGCAUGUUGGAGGUUGAAGAUGUUGGUGCGGAAAACCUCGAUAUCACGACUGAUGACAUCAUCAAUGCGUCUAAAUCUAAAACGAAGAAACAUCUGAAUAUAUGUGGGAUGAAAAUCGAGGAUAAGAUAGACUUAGAAUUUGUCGUCUUUUGUUUCUUCGAGGAUUUACAACGCAUACAGGAGUUCUUGAAAGAGACAUGGAAAUUGGUUGUAAAGGAAGAACUGGACGCCAUAACCGCUUCUCUUGUGUCUAACCUGGCUUUAAGUCUUGCUCGUCAGAUUGAAGAUGAGCUUACCUCAAGCCACGCACAAUUUUUCGGCGUUAUUCCAUCUUAUAUUAAGAUUGCGGGAAUCCUACACGAAGUCAACUACAUCAAUCAAAAAUUGGAGCAACAAGAUAACAAGUCGAAGAGAUCUACUUCCGACGAGUUUGUGUACUACCCCAUUUUUCGUAUUCUAUCGAAGUAUCUUCAAUACGGACAGACUCAAAGUGACGGCGCACAGUGUGUCAUACCUAUCAGCACCCUGUUAUCUGCGAACGAUUUGGCCUACCAACAAAGGGGUCGGCAUAUCAUGCCAGUCACAGCCUCCGCUAUUGAACCUGAAACAAUCAAGUUAUUUCAAUGUGCCACGUAUUCAACCAGAACGGUAGUAUCUAAUUCAAGUACAGACCCGCGAUCUGCCAAAAGUGAAAGCUAA